CUCCUCGGUCAGCACUUUCACUUCCGUUAGCCCGACUUUUGAGGCUCGCAUGACACCUCUAAAAUUCCACAUUCCAUGUCGACCAGUAUCUCUCUAGCACGAGGAUUUCAGAGUCGAGCGUCUAGGGAUGCUUUUCGAGUAUUUCGAGGACUAAAGACCACUUCCCGUCCAAUCGAAAAACCCCAUCCGAAUCGUUUCAGACAAUAUGUACGAAGAACAGGAUAUCUGGUGGCUGGAGUGGCGACUCUAUACGCCGUUGACCGCGUAUUCAAUGCCUCUGCUAUCGCACGGAAUGCUAGGACGCUGUAUACCUGCGCUAUGAUUACUUUGGAUUACAAAAUUAACUUCACAGAAGCAAACAAUGACCACAUACCUGAACUCCACGAGAGAGUGGCUAAUAGAAUGUAUGAUUUAUUUACAUCCAAUGGCGGGGCGUAUAUCAAAGUCGGUCAGGCGCUAGCAGCUAAUGCGGCGUUCCUCCCAAAACCUGUACAAGAAAAAUUCUCCAAAUUGUUCGACGAUGCACCUCAGGUCCCGUAUUCUGAGAUCUUGGAAGUUUUUCAAGCAGAAUUUGGCCGGCCUCCUGCUGGCCCCAAUGGUAUAUUCGAGGUUUUUGAAGAAGAGGCCGUGGCGAGUGCGAGUAUAGCCCAAGUCCACAAAGCAAAACUUCGGCCGGUGGAGGGUGACACCGAAGAAAAAUGGGUGGCUGUCAAGGUGCAAAAGCCGGCCGUCGCGAAACAGAUGAAUUGGGACCUUGGGGCGUAUCGGCUAGUGAUGUGGAUGUUUGAGAAUUGGGCUUUCGACCUUCCGGUCUACUUUGUCGUUGAUUUUGUAUCCGACCAUAUAAGACGCGAGCUCGAUUUCCUUCUAGAAGCCGAAAAUGCGAAGCAAACUGCUCGAUUCGUUUCAUCUGAGCCUCGUCUGUCGCAAACUGUCUACAUCCCGAAGGUCUAUGAUCAAUUCACCACUAAACGUGUUCUGACUGCCGAAUGGAUUGACGGUGUUCGUCUCAGCGACCGUGCUGGAAUACGUCGUCUCAUUGGAGCUGAGAAGGACUUAAUCACCUUGAAAGCUGUCGUCCCAGCGUCUGUCGACUCUCCUCAUGAUUCUCUCCCCAUCUCCUUCAGCUACCCUGCAAAACCUCUCAAAGGUGGCGUCAAAUUCAUCAUGCAAACAAUGGUCGAGCUCUUCAGUGCACAAAUGUUUAGCUGGGGGUGGGUACACUGCGAUCCUCACCCAGGCAACGUCAUCAUCCGACCGAACCCUCAGCAUCCUACACGACCACAACUUGUAUUACUGGACCAUGGGCUCUAUGUGCGGGUAAACGACGAAUUCCGGAAAGAUUGGUCGGCGUUGUGGAAAGGCCUUCUCGUCGCCGAUUACAACAUCGUCGAACAGAUAACCAAGAAAUGGGGUGUCGGUUUACCGGACAUGUUUGCUAGCGUUACGCUUGCCAAGCCGGUGAAAUUAUCCAAGAAGGAUAGGGAUCUGGCGAAGGAACAGCAAAAGUUGAAGAAAGAAUUGACGGAGUACAUGAACAUGAGCCAGUAUGAGCAAAGUGUGGUUAUGAAGAAGAAGUUGAAGGUUUUCUUGACGGAUACAGAUCGGAUGCCUAAAGAGUUGAUUUUUCUGAUGCGUAAUAUGCGAAUCGUUCAAGGAAACAACCAAUCCUUUGGAUCGCCAGUUAACCGUAUCAAAAUCACCGGCUAUUGGGCCUCUCGUUCCCUAACGCGGGCCUCCAACUUGACCUUCUCCGAACGAAUCAGAGAAUACACCAAUCAUCUUGCAUUCCGUGGUGUAAUGAUCUCUCUGGAUAUCGCGUUUUGGACGACAAGAAUAAAGCAAUGGUUUUGGGCCAAGUUUGGAAGAAUGGCCCACAGCUUCGAGGAUGAGCUCGAGAAGACGAUGAGAGGAUUGAUGAAGGGGACCUUAGGGAUGGAUGUUGAAACAGGAGUUUUCAACGGAUAGAAGAGUUGUCAGUUAUAUGCAGAACUAUUAUAAUACACGGGACUGUAAUUCAGGAUGUAUUAAUCAUUACAUAGACUACAAUCGAUUCAUGGUUCCCGAUCAUUCUGCAUCAUAAGAGUUAUCGAAAUCCUCUAGUAAAAUUUGGUCAAUCCAUCAAUAUCUUGCCAAGACCAACC
Marasmius oreades (fairy-ring Marasmius) is the source of this 2144-nucleotide messenger RNA. RefSeq lists its product as uncharacterized. The transcript is spliced from 5 exons. Bases 76 to 1968 code for a protein of 630 amino acids. NCBI's taxonomy places the organism in Eukaryota, Fungi, Basidiomycota, Agaricomycetes, Agaricales, Marasmiaceae. The record is from RefSeq and is a predicted model, not a curated record.